AUGGGAGAAGCGCUGGGAGCCUUCAUGAAUAGUCCCCCGUUCCACAUUUACGAACUGCAUCUGAUCGGGAACGAGUUGAUGAAGCUCCCCGCCAGGGCCUUCGGAUCCCUCGUCGUCGAGAAGAUCCACCUGGUCGAGAACGGCCUGGAGAUGGUAUCCGCCGGGGCGUUCGACGGGAUGGCCCUCCGCGAUUCCCUCAGGGAGAUUUUCAUCCAGGAACCGACUCUGAGGAGUUUCCCCUCGGACACUCUCUUGGGACUCCGAGGCCUUCACGGUCUGGUCGUGCGGGGGACGCCCUUCAACGCGUUUCCCCUCCUUCAGGGUCAUCCGAGCCUUCAAUACGUGGAACUGAGCGGGGGAGAGGCGAUGGCGUUGAGUCCGAGGACCUUCCACAUGUUGGACGAUCUGCGAUAUCUGCACGUGACGGAGGGCAAUCUCAAGGUCCUCGAGGGCGGGGCCCUCUCUCAUCUUCCGUCCUUGAUCCUGGCCAAUUUCAGCGGAAAUCGGGUGGAAGAGAUCCAUCCGAUGGCUUUCGCUUCCCUCCCUCGCCUCGAGACGUUGAUCCUGAACGAGAACUCCAUCCGGGAUCCCGAGAUGGUGGGGGCGGCGAUCCGGGAUCUGCGAUCGCUGGAGACGCUGGAGAUGCGAGGGAAUCGGCUCUCUUUUCUUCAGAGUCCCUUUCCCGCCUAUCGCAUGCAGGAUUUUCCCGGGAACUUGAUCGCAAGGAGGGAGUCGUUACCGGGUCGGCAGAGUCAUUUUCUCCCGCGACUCAGGGUCCUGGAUCUGGCCAGGAAUCACAUCGAACGGAUCCCCGUCGACUUCCUGCCGAACAGCAUCGAGGAAUUCUACAUGACCGGGAACAACGUGACGGACGUGAGAUCGAUCACGAGGACGACCAGGUCUUUGCCGGCCCUGAGGAUCUUGGAUCUGAGUCGGAAUCAGCUGAAGGAGAUCCCCGACGACGCCUUUCUGGGGCACUUCUCCCUCCAGAAUCUCUAUCUGGACGGGAACGAGAUCGAGAGAAUCGGAGGGGACUCGUGGAGGGACUUGGGGAAUCUGGUUCUUCUGGAUCUUCGCGAAAACGACAUCACCGCAGAUUCUCCGUUCCAGGGUCUGCCUCGGCUGGGAACUUUGAUCCUGUCUCGGAACGACAUCGCUUCUCUACCCGACCGGAUGUUCCUCGGGUCUCCCAUGUUGUCCCACGUGGACGCGAGCGAGAACCGGAUCCGGGAGAUCGGUUCCAGGACGUUCCGGGCCCUAUCGGGCCUCCAGCACGUGAACCUGAGCUCGAACGAGAUCUCGGACAUCCCCGGAGACGCGUUCCGGGGAUUGGAUCGACUCCAAGACCUGGACGUGAGCUUCAACCUCUUGGAGGCUCUUCCCCCGGGUGUCUUCGGCGAUCUCCCGAGGCUUCGCACUCUUCAUCUCAACCACAACAAGUUGGUGGCGCUCGAGCCGCAAGUGUUCCCUUCCGAAAGGACGAGUCUCUUGUACUUGGACGCGUCGAGUAAUUUCAUCGUCGAGCUUCCCGCCGGGCCCGUCCCGGGGUUCAGGAGUCUCAGCUAUCUCAAUCUCUACUUGAACGAUCUCAAGUCUUUGAGGAGGGAAUUCUUCGCGGGGAUGGAGGACUUGGAGACGCUGGAUCUGUCUUUGAACCAGAUCAUCGAUCUGGAGUCGAAUCAAUUCCCUAACAUGAGGAAGCUGAGGAGUCUGGAUCUGAGUCGGAACUUGCUUCAACGGGUAAAACGGGACGCUUUUCAGGAUCAAGGGAGCCUAGAAUCCCUGGAUGUGAGUUACAAUCUCAUCCACGACUUGGAAUCCCAGAGUCUUCGACCCCUUCGACGGCUGAGAAGCCUGGACGUAUGCAACAAUUCUCUGAUCGCCGUCGACGACGUGUUCCAAGACCUUCCCUCCUUGGAAGUCCUGGACCUGAGCGAGAACAAGAUGGAGAAAGUGACGGAACGAUCCUUCCACGCCUUGCCCCGACUCAAGGUCCUUACCCUCUCCAAGAACGCCAUCUCCACCGUCCAGUCCGGAUCCUUCCAGGACCUGGAAAACCUGAAGACCGUGGACCUGAGUCGGAAUCGCAUCCAGAAGAUCGAACCCCGCGCCUUCAGGAGCCUCCCCUCCGUCAAGGAGAUCCACCUCGAACACAACCAGCUGAUGGAGAUGGGCGCCGGGGCGAUGGAGAGGCUGGACUCCCUCCGGCAUCUCUCCCUGGACUUCAACCUCCUUCGAAGCGUGGACGGGUCGAGCGUGAAGGACGUGAACCCCGGUCUUCAUCUCGUCAAUCUCAGUUAUAAUCUGUUGGAGACCGUGCCGGUUUCUCUCUUGCAUGCGAUCCCUCGCAUGGAAGUCCUGGAUCUCAGUCACAAUCACAUCAUGGAAUUGGAUACCUCCACCUUCCACGGGAUGGAGUCCAUCCAGGAAAUACGGGUCCGUCUUCCUUUUUUUUCCCUAAGAUGA
This is a messenger RNA of Darwinula stevensoni, 2466 nucleotides long. Lineage: Eukaryota; Metazoa; Arthropoda; Ostracoda; Podocopida; Darwinulidae. The record is from the annotation of a GenBank genome assembly.